Polistes canadensis is the source of this 1163-nucleotide messenger RNA. RefSeq names its product clathrin light chain-like. Bases 166 to 1044 code for a protein of 292 amino acids. The transcript has a single exon. NCBI's taxonomy places the organism in Eukaryota, Metazoa, Arthropoda, Insecta, Hymenoptera, Vespidae. The record is from RefSeq and is a predicted model, not a curated record.
AAUAUUUGAUUAUUAUUAUUAUUAUAAUUAUUUUUUAUAUGCGAACAAAAGAGAAUCCACAAGACAAAUUUUCAAAAAAAAAAGAAAAACCUUCUUCCAAUUUAUUAUUCUUUCUUUUUCUAUCUUGUUGAUUUAAAAAGUAAAACAAUCAAUCAAUCAAUCACAAUGUUGGCAGCUUUCAUUCGUUGCGCAUUUCUCAUUGGAAUUCUUGGUUGGUACAGCAUCAACGUGUGGAAAAUGAUCGACGAUUAUUUUAGAGAUCAAUUUGCUAGUUACCUGCACGAGGAAUAUCGUAAAAAUCCCCAUAUGAAGUCUGAUGUGAAAAGUGUCAAGGGUAUCGAUAACAAAGAAAAUCACGUUAUCGACGGAAACGUUUUGAUUGAAAAAUUGGAGGAACUUAAACGACGUGAUAGUUGCACGGUCGGUAAUGUAGAUACCGAAGAAAAUGUAGAAUCUUGUGAAAGUGUUGAAAUUGCCGAAUUAAUUGACCGACCGGACGAGUCUGUUGAAAGGAAAGAAAUUUUGGAAAUAAUCCUAACGGAAAAAGAAGAUUCAAAUAAUAAUAAUAAUAAUAAUAAUAAUGAGGAAGAAGUGUCGAUGAUAAAAAAGCCCGAUAAAGAAAUGGCAGAAAUUUUGAUAAAACCGAAAAAGAAAAAACUUGUCCCGAAAAUGUUGGAUGAAGAAGAAAUUUAUGAAGAAAAAGAAAAAUCAAAGAAAGGGGGUGGUGGUGGUAGUAAAAGGAAAAAGAAAAAGAAACGCGUUAAAACUAUCACAUUGAAGGAAGAAGAUUUUAUUAGCGUUAAAAUGAGACAACGGGGGGGAACCAUUGGACAGGACGAAGAUUUUUGGGAAUUUGAAGAGGACAAAGAGGAGGGUCAAACAGAGUGGAGGGAGGAGAUGAAGGGUAUACGAGUGGCCGAUCUUCCAUUCAAACCAAAACUGGAUAUUGGUCGUUUGGAAAGAAUUACGCCUGAUGAAUACUGCCCUUUAACCUUGGAAGACGAACUUUCUUGCGAGGAGACCACUGAGUGGUCCUUAAAAUAAUAAUCAUGAGAGUUGUACGAUGAUUCUACUCCAGAUGGAAUUUUCAACGUAAAUUCGUUCGUUUUUCAAUUUAAUAUUUCUUUAGGGUUGUUACAUUUAUUCUUUUCACAUGUCCUGCA